AAUUCCAAACCAAACCAUGGGCUGAGUCCUACCCACUCCUCCUUCAAAUACUGAAGACCCUAAAACACACAUUUUGUGCAAAAUAGCUUGAGGAGAUAAUUUCCAAACCGCUUCAAGUUCAUUUUUAUGUUGAAGUUUGGCAAGAGGCCAUUUCCAAUGAUCGGGAAGCUGUCGGAAUUGCUAGUUUCCGGCAACCGUGCCGGGUUUUUCUUCGACAUGGGCACGACAAGCCCAAGAAGUCCAUUAGACCUCAAGAUGCAAUCUUCUAGCCCCAGAGGGUUGAAGAAUUAUGAUCUUGGUGGUGUUGGGUUGGGCAUAGUUGCUGCCUUGGAAAAGUCGAGCCAUAAUGGACGUGAGAUUUUGGCCAAGUAUGCGGUUUGUGGUCAAAACCUGAACCAAUCAGAGCCAAUUCCUGUAAGCUCUGCUCAAAACUGUGAUGGGUUUUCAACCAGGGGUCUCCCGGAGUUUGAGGAAGAUAGCUUGGAGAAUUAUACUUAUGUGACUCAGCGUGGACGCAACAAGUCUUUCACUAGGGUUUACUAUGAUGGAGGUGACUGCAAAACCAGUUCCAUGCACCAUCGUGUAGAGGAUGAUUUGCAGACAUGUAAUGAUAACAAUCUUGCUUCUGUUUUUCCCACCUCGGAUUUUCUCAGUUCAUGCCAUUUGUGCAAGAAAAACCUCCACGGCAAAGACAUAUACAUGUACAGAGGAGAGAGUGCGUUUUGUAGCACAGAAUGCAGAGCAACGCAGAUGAUGAUGGAUGAGAGCAAAGAACGAUGCAGAUCAGAAGCUUUAAGAUCGGUAGAAGUUUCAGGGUCAUCUUGUUCAAGAGAUCAGAUCUUCUCAACUGGGAUUCUUGUGAUUUAGCACUGUCAGUACAUAGGCGGCUUCACACUAAAUACAUAUAGAUGAGAACUAUCAGCUUUUUGUUUACCUAAGAACCAAAAAAGUAAGAAAAGAAAAAAAAAGGAAAAUUUUGGCUAUAAGUUGGAAUCGAUCGACCUUUGUAUUCUGUGAUGACAACAGGAACAUUUUUUAAGAAUAAAGAACAAUUCUAUACUUAGAUUUCAGUUACACUUGGAAGGGAGGGUCGGCUUCUGAUUUAGUGUUUCAUGUAAGAUUUAUGCCAGUGUAAUUAGAUACUAGCCCAGAAUAACAUUGAGAUAAUAAUCUCAUUCUAGUAAUUUGCAGCGGGUUGUGCCGUUUGAAC
Molecule: messenger RNA, 1210 nt
Organism: Prunus persica (peach)
Lineage: Eukaryota; Viridiplantae; Streptophyta; Magnoliopsida; Rosales; Rosaceae
Exons: 2
Coding region: 127-867 (246 amino acids)
Source: RefSeq, a predicted model, not a curated record